AUGAAUGCUAAAUUCAGUUUUGCUUCACAUGCUGCAAGAAGUUCACAAGCAGAAAUGUUUCAGUAUAAAAACAGAUAUGUUACCACUAUUUUUGGGGAUUCUGAUGAAAUUGGACUGAGCUUGUUUCUACAAUAUCCUCAGGUGGAUAACCAAGGCUAUUAUAAGGGAAUUGUGGAAGCACUGAAAACACUUGUGGAACAAAGUGGUAAAGGAAGAGUAGGUUGUAGAAGGCUGUGCUUGAGACCUGCAAUUUCAGAAAAUGGAGAAAAACCAGGAUACAAAAAUUUACCAGAAGUUUCAAAUUUACCUCAGUUGUUUAUCAAUUCAGAUGCUUUUCAAGAUGAGUGCAUCCAGGGACAGUCUGGUGUUUCACAGGAUUUAGAAAGCACAAGUAUUCUCUUUAAAAUAUCAGAAUCUUGUGUCAAUUUGUGGCUACAUCACUUGGGUUACAAUGAUUAUAGUCACUCACAUAAGGAUGUGGCUUCAAUCAAAUUUCAUCAUGCACCAGUAUUCAAAGAAUCCAUAGCAUGUACUCGUGAUGAGAAGGAUGUAUCCACAUUUGAGACAACCCGUUUCAGUAGGCGUGAUGUCAUUGACAACAAACUGUCGAAGAAUAUUGAUACAGUUGCUACAACCUGCAUGGCCUCAACAACUAGAAGUAAAAUUUUGCUAAUACAGGAUCAAAUGUGUAACUCAGAAGGAAAUAGCUGUGUAAAUGACAAAAAAAUUGAUAGUAAACAUUCUCUUAAUGGAAAUGAUGAUACACUUUCUAUACUGUUCUCCAUUAAAAACAAUGUUUUUGGUGGUAAUUACCAAAAGAUUCUGAGCAAACAUUUAUUUAAAAGUUCACGUCACCACAAAACAAACACAGGCUCCAAUUCUACAAUUAUUAAAAAAUUGAAAGAUGAUUCUGCAAAACAGGAAGAUCAUUGUCAUAAUGAUAAAUCUGUCAACCAAGAAGGGUCUUUAACUCCUAGCAGACAGGUAAUCACUGAACUAUCUUCUCAUCAUCAGAAGCUAUUGCCACUAAAAUCAUUUUUUGGAGAAACUGAUACAGACUGUCUAGCACCUGCUGCGUUUAUUCCGUACGAAGUAGAAGAAGAAAAUUCUAUAUUAAACAACGAAGACACCUGUAAUGGGAUCUCACAAAGUGAAAAAGGCAAGAACUGUCUUGUUACUGAAACGUCCUCUUACAGUUCAUUUCUAGAAGACACAAUUUGUAGUGUUGUUGAGUCCGAGUUACUGUACAGCAAGAAUACAACCACAGAGAAGUGUCCAGUUCUUAUACAUCAUGAUGUUGAUGCCAUGAAUGAUAGAGAUUCCGCAGUAACACAAAAUUCCUGGUUGGCAUUAAAUGAAAUGUGUUCAGGCUCUGAACAACAAGUUUUAGGACUGUCUGCUCAGAAAACAAAUCAAGUGGGUUCGAAAACACAGAAUUCCAAUUUAGAACCAGCAGAUGAAUCAGAAGUAAUUAUUAGUAGCACAAGUACAUUUGAAGAAGCCAAUACUGAGGUUGUUGACUGUAAUUUUAAUGACAAAGCAGAGUCAUUGUUCUUGUUUGAAGAUGAGUUGCCUUGUGUCGAAUCUUAUGUAGAAGCCGAUGAUGUCACAAUUGUAUCAGGAACACAUGAUGGUAUUCUGGAUGAAGAAAAUGACAUUGAUGUUCCUUGUGUUGUUGUAUAUCCUGAAAGUCAUGAAAAUGUGUUGCACUCUGAAGGAAAUAUUGGCACACACAUUUCGUCUGUGGAUGUGUGUUCUGAAUCCGAUGUCAUUACAACUGCAAUUAUUUCUGAUGAUGUUUGCAUGAAUUCAAACUGUGUUAUUGUUAGUGAGGAUGAAUCGUCAAGGCAAUCUCCUCAGAAUCUGUUGAUGGACAUAGUUCCCUGCAGCACUCAAGAAGAUACAGUGGAAUUUAGACAUUUUUCUACAGAAUGUACAGAUGAAUAUCAGAACAGCACAGUAUCAAGUACGACACACAUUAAUGAACUAGCAGACUCAAACAGGUUAAAGGCAAUGACCACCGUUUUACUCAAGGAGGACAGAGAGAAUCAGAAUAUCACUACCUCUGACAUGCAUGGGGAAUUUUCCUUUUUUGGAGAAGAAGUUGAUUAUUACAAUACGGGAGUGUUACAAGCUGACUCAGUUUCUGAUUGGCCUUAUUUGGAAGAAGAAGUUAUUUCAGAGCUUCAGAACUCAGAUGUAGAGCCGGAGGUUCCAUUAGGGAACACAACUUGUGAAAGAAAUUCAGGUAAAAACCAAUCUCUGGCUUGCUCUCCAACAACACUAAAUAAUCUAACUAUGAAGAAUGGUUUACAGUGCCAGAAUCUAAAUAUGGAAGAAAGUUCUGGCACAAGUAAAAGAAGUUCAGCAGAAGAAAAUUAUACACAGGCUAACAAUGAACUUAUUGAUCUGAAAUGUAGGUUGAGCUGGGAUAAGAUAUUUGAUUUGUCUGGGAAAGACAAAUGCAGUGGUUACAAAAUGAAAAACAGGAUAAAAAAAACUGUCACCAAAAGCUGGCCUUAUUACUGCAAAACUCAAAGUCGUUGGAAGUGGCCCAAAUCUAAGGACAAACUGUAUAGUAAAAUGAGUAAGAAACUGAAAGAAAUAAGUAUAUCAUCAGAAGUCAGAAAACAGAAAGAUGAUUUUAUGAGUGAAUGUUUGGAAAAAAAUUCUAAAAAAGUAAGUGCCACCUUACAGUUUGACAAAGCAGAGACUAGUAUGCACAGAUCUCCACUUAAUUCCUCUUCAUUAAAACAAAACACGUGGCAUGUUACCCAUGGGAACAAUUCUAAUCCUUGUGGAUACAAGAGAGAGAAAAACAAUAAUUAUGUCAUCGAAUCUGUGGACAAUAAUUCAAAAUCUGACAUCUUAUCUAAUCCCAUUGUUUUAGUUCAGAGACUUAUACUGAAACGAAACAGAGAUCACCCUGGCCAUGGAGGAAAAACUAAAGUGGAUAAAAAGGAUCCUUUUUCAAGAUAUGUAUGUAAUGUCGAAGAGAGAGCUUCAUGUUCAAAUCUUUAUAAACGAGAAAUUUGUAAAUUGGACACAUUGGGUUCUAAAAACAGCAGUGAUAUGUAUAGGCAUAGAGAUGAACAGAGUUUCAUUGAAAUAAGAGGAAAACAAGGGAACACAGAAGAUUCAUACAGUGGCAGCAUAUCCAAAUCUCAUGACAACAUUGACAAAACUUUUAAUAUGGUGAAAGCUGACAGUAUCAGUUCCAGAAAAACGGCAAGUUAUUCUGUUGAAGUUCAACAUGUGAAGCACACGAAAGAGGUAAGAAAGCCAAAUGACAAAAGCAUAAAAAAAAAUUCAGAUGAGUGCAUCAAAGAACUACCUCGCGUUAUUAUCAAACGUUCACCAGAUGGGAGUACAAGAUACAAAAGCUUUCUCUGUCUAUCUGCAGCUACAGAGAAAUACUGGCAACCUGUAGUGAUGCUGAAGAGAGAUUCAAAUGUUGAAGAACUGGCCAAACGAAUGCAAAAACGUAAAUUUUCACCUCAUGUUGUAGAUGCAAGGUCACAAAGUAAUUUGAAAAUUCCCACAGGAAUUAUGGAAAAGGCCCACAAGAUUAAAUGUAAGGAUAAUAUGCAUGCUUCUGGUAAGAAGAAUAAUGGGAAUGAGCAUGAAUGGGGAGCUAUUGAUACUUCCAUAGCAAGCCAAAAGAAGAUUAUCAGAAGGAAGGAAAAGGGUGAUUUAAGUGAGCCUAAGAAUUCAAAACACAGUGAUACUAAUUCAUUAAGCAUCAGCUCCUGUGAAUCAUUGCAUAACAUAAUUGAAGCAAACAAUUUUCCUGAUGAACAGAUUGAAUUACAGUCUGCUUUAGUUUGUGAUACAGUACCCUUAAAGAGUGGGAAGAAAUACAAAGGAAUGUUGAAACACGAUAAGAAUUUCACUGAAGAACGGGGGAAAGAUUGCAGGAGAAUUGAGUCAGACUGUCAGGAGAUUUUGCCCAAUAUUGAAUUGCCACAAAGGAGGCAAAGUGUUGAAGUGUUUUCAGAUACUAAAGUGAAUAAUGCUUCAGUCUCAACUCCAGGUGAAUACAAUCAAAAGCAUUUUACCAGUAUGUGUGAGAGUAAGCAUAAUUAUCAUGAGUCUUCUCAUACAUCAAGUAAUGAAGAAAGACCUUCUGUGCAUUACAGCAGCUCAAGGGAUAAAAUACUCAGGAAGAAGUUUGAAGAACGGCAAAAAGCGGAAAAAAAUUCGAAAAAGAGGCAUUCUGAGUGGACAGAUUCGAAGUCUACUGUGAAGAAGCAAUGUUUUUGGGACUGUGAUUACACAAAGUCAGCAUCUAAAUCCAAGCAAAAAUGUCCAGAUAUUACUGUUUUUUCGAACAAAGAGCCUCAUUUUCCCAUCCACCACAGAGGUGAAAUGGCUACACCAAAUGCCCGGUGUUCAUUAAUUGAUCAACAAGUUUCAUUGCAGAAUGAUGAAUUAGAAGCUUGCAAAUCUGGUGGUGACUGUAACCGCAUGGGCCAAGAUGGUGGUAAAAUUGAUUGUCAGGCUUGUGGAAUAGAAUUAAAGAACUUUGCAGAGCGGAGUUCCCACAUCAGGCAGCACCCAUAUCACUGUCAGCGCUGUCAUCUAGCAUUCAGAUCAGAGGGGGAUUUUGUUAAUCACUUGUCACUGGAACAUCCACAGACAAAAGAGCAGCACCAUUGCCUUCUUUGUGAGAAGAGCUUUACUACUUCAGAUAAACAUCAGAUGCACUUGCAAGGAAGAUUCCAUCGCUAUGUAGAAUUAACUCAGCGAAGAACUAUUCAUACAGUUUUUACACUAUUGACGGGUAGAGCAUGCCCCGGACUUCCAUCUCUCACUGAUGCCGAGAUGGAAGGUCUUGGUUGGUUUCCAUCAGAACCUGGAACUGUACAUUUCUAUCACCAAGCUACACCAUUGCAGAUGGCUGUCCAGGGUUGGCUUAACUGCCAGAGAAAUAAAUCUGAAUGUGGAAUUGUAGAAGAAAACAAGAAGUCAGAAUUUAAGGAUCCUUCACAAUAAGGAAGAGAGACAGAAUGCACUUUGUGAAUGAUUUGAAACUGAAGCCGGUGUAAGUAAUUAGAUGUGAUAAUGCCAGGUAUAACUUUUUUAAGUGCAAUUUUAUGCUAUGGUCUGCUUGGAGACCAUUACUCUAUACAUCUCAGAUAUUGUCAUGUGUUAUCUCCAUAUUUUUACUUGUGGAGAACUGGACCAAAGUUAUGUGCUCAAUAUUGGGACCACCAGUCUGAGUUAUUUCUAACAUUUAAGACAGUUACUGAACGUAUAUAUAUUCUGUAAUGUUCAAAUUUAUUUUUGUACAUAAUAUAAAUUAGUUGUAUGAAACAUCAGAAAAUUAUAGAUUUUAGAGUACAAGAAAAGAAAAUAUCAGGUGUUUCAUAUCAUAUUUUAAGAGUAAAACAGAUAAGGAAGUAGUUGUAGAUACCAUUGUGCUUUAAAUACUAUAAUAAGUGUUUUAAACCAAAGAUUAUUGCUAUGUUGAAGGAAUCUCACAUGACAGUUUUUGUGAAUGGCAUUAGGGUACUGCUUUGAUGGAUUUACUUCACACUUUAUGUACUUCUAAAUUGAUUCAUUUUUUUCUUCUUUCAUGUAUAAUUUUGUACAGAUCUGUAUGAAAUUUCAGCAUGUUGAGUGUUAAUGUUCUUAACCUCUGGCUCCUUUCUCAUUUGCCUGAGAAUGGGAGUGGGGACAAGGCAAUAACAAUUUGGAACAAUGUGAGGGGAAAGGAUAAAUGUCAGAAUAAGUGGUAUAUCUUUUUCUCCUUCAUAGUUCAUUUAAUAUAGCCAAAAUUCAUUUAAUGAAUCAUUACAGGUAAGAUACCUCCCAUAUAAUGCUACAGAAUUUAUUUAUUUACAAGUGUACCUAUUGUUUGCAAGAAUAUGCAUUCAGAACUGAAAGCAUACAGUGAGGUAUGCCAACCUGUGCCUGAUAAUAUUGGUAAAGCUUCCUGAACACCCUCUACACAGUAUCCAAUACGGAAAAUACAGUUUUGUUACUCACCUUGCUUUAGCUGUCAGGAGUUCAGACAACUUACAUAUCACAGGUUUCAGAUGUUAGUACUGCCAAAGAAACAUAACCACAUUCCGAAGUGGAAAGAAACCCAGAACUUCAUUGUGUGUGUGUGUGUGUGUGUGUGUGUGUGUGUGUGUGUAUUCCAUAUUAUAUCCAUAAUGAUCUCCAACCUUCUUUUUUCAUACAGCCCCAGAAUGGGAAAUAAACUAGAAGUUUUAUUUUGCAACACCAGGCAAAUAAAUAACACUGUCAUUGUUUUUUCAUGAUGUAGUUAUCAAUUAAAGAUCUCAACUUUAAUAACUAACUUUUUAUUAUAUGCAGUUUGAGGUGUGAUACUGAAUUUUAACACACUGACCACAAGUUUCACAGAAUUGCUGUUAAGUAGAUAGCACACUGAUUUUGCUAGUCACUUUCAGCUUUUUGGAAGAAAUUUUUGGAACACCUGAUAUUUUCUAAAUCAUUACUAAUGCCUUAAUCACUGUUAAUGAGGAAAGUUCCUAUGUAUACCUGGUGAUACUUGGACACUACAGUAGGGAGGUUCAGGGUUCUGUUUUCACGUUGUACAUAUAAUUUUUUUUUUCUUUGGCCAGUAAGGGGAUGGUGGUCUGUGAAGUACAAAUGGUGGUUUGUCACCAAUAAAUAAAAUAUUUAACAUGUUAUAUGUAUAUCAGCUUCUGUGCAAAACAGAUAUUACUAGUUACCAUGUGUGUUAAGUUUACGAAUAUAUAAUUGUUAUAUUUUCUGUGUUAGAUUCUUAAUUUCGUUUAUUAUAAUAUUGGAUUCUAUUUUAUCUUAAUUUGAAAAAGAAACCCAUCUUUACUGAAUCUGAUGCUUAAUUAAAAAUGAGAUUUUAGUCUUAGUAUAGUAAUCUGUUGUUGGUGAUUUACUUGUACACAAAACUGACAUUCCAUCAUGUUUUGAUUUUCAAAUUACACUGUAGCUUAUUUGGUACACAACUGACAGAAACACAAAGCCAUCACUUGGAAGUGUUGUAGUAUUCACGCUGAUUUCCAAAUCAGUGCCUGCUGUACUCCAGUUUUAAUGUGUCAUGACAAAUGCCUCUUCUGGGCAGCAGAAAAAUUUAAUUAAAAAACUUUUAAUACAAUAUGCUAGUAAUAUUUGUAAAAUCACAGUCCUUUUAUUACUACAUUUGGUUGAGUGACACUAUAUAUAUUUAAAGGAGGACCAUGUAGAGCUUUCCAAUGGGGAAUAAAAGCACCUUCAGUAAGGAUGGGUGAAAGCCAUAGUCGUAAUUGUUCUGUAGAAAAGGAGAAACAUUUCCAGAAGAAUUGUAUUGCACAUUAGUGUGCAAUAUCUAUAUUAAGGAAGAAGCAUUCCUAAAGCCAUUGACAGUAACACACUUUUUAAAAGCAGAAAGACCAAAAAGGGUAGUGAUAGUCAUCUGAAUGUGUCAUGAUUAAAUACAAUGGUUUGAAACUGUGCUAGGGAAGUGUUAGGUUGUUAUCUUUUUGUGUGAGGAAAGCAAUUUUUUUUUUUUUUGUUUUUAAGGGAUUUGACAAGAAUGGUAUGAAUAUCUAGAGUACAAAGCCUCUGCAAAUUAUACAGUCACAGCAAUGGAUUCCUUAUAGGUCUGCAUGUGUAAGAAUUACUUUACCAACAUACUUUUUAAUUUCCUUAAACUGUUGUCAUGGAAGGUUAAAGAAAAAUUAAACUCUUUUCAUUUGCAUGCAAGAAGCAUUACAGCUCACAUCACUUUUUAAAAUUAUGUAACAGAGAAUUAUACUUAAGCUAACAAAAAGAGAAUGCAGUAUAUUGAUUUAUUAGGAUUGUGUAAUUUGAAAAGUAUGCCCUGCUGUAAAUAUUGAAUCUGAGAAAUUUUAAAUACCAUUAUUUUGUUAGCAGAAGUAAAAGACAAUCUAUUUGUUCAUUUAAUUGUCAGUCACCCAUAAUUUACUCUGAAUUUUGUUUCAUCUUUACUUUUUUUUAAAAGUGCUCAGUAAAUUGUCUAAACUUUCCCCAGGCGUUUUGUGUAGCUCAUUGUCGUAGGUAUUUCCAACAUUGUUACUUGUUGCAAUAAUUACAUGCUUAGUUAAUAUCAACUGUCUUUUCAGUGGUCCCCACCCUUUCUGUUGCGUAUAUUACCUGUCGUUUCACAGUCAGUGUGUUUCUCAAAACUGACGUAGUACUUAGGUGGCUCUUAGGAAUUCUUUUUCCCUAUUAAAUGCAGUACAGUUCCAAGCAUUUAUUACAAUAGUGAAUGUGUAUAAUUUUGUUUAAGGUGAUUCCAAAACUUUUGUUUGAAUGUAUGCUAUACUUUGUAUGCAUUACAUUAACAGCGACAUGUCAGACAUUCACGUCUACUGAGAGUGAAGAACAAAUUAGUAAUUACAGAACAGAAUGAUUUGCAUGCUGUUUCUUCCCAUCUGUAAUAGUUCGAGAGGCUGUCAUCUAUAUUUUAUGCCUAAAUAAAAUCAGCAAUUUAUAUUUUUGGGGAAGAUCAAACCUAAUAAUAAGCAGUAUAAAAAUUCAUAAUGUCAUGUCAAGUGUAAAGAGUAUAUUACAGCAGCUUUGAAGAAAUGCGAUUUGUAUUUUUUUUUUCUUUGAAACUUGGAUACUGUCCAAAUUAUAAUGAUGUAACUGACAAAUUUUAAAUGGGUCAAUCAGUUUAUUUUCAUGCAAUUGUAGCAUUCCACCAGACAGUAUAUAUUCAUGGGAGUUUUUAUUCAUGUGUGUAUCAUCAUUUUCUGAUGUGGAAUGUAAAUAUAAAUGAUUUGUCACAUUGUCUUAUCACAGGAUUGUGUUUUAGUUGUUAGUUUGUGAUCACUGUUCAGAGCACUCGCUGUGUUUUUGUACUUACCUGUGGAAUUAUAUUGUGAUUAAGGAGUGUGUUGUGCCUAAUAUAUUGUUUAUCUGAAUAUAUGGAAGAUUUUAUGUCUGUUGCAAUGUCAAUGAAAAUGUGGGUAUUUAUGAAGGGUAUUUAAAAUGUUUGAAAUAGUUUUAUCACGUGUGUUGUUUGAUAUGCAAACUUGCAAAGUUAUUGUUGGAGUGUUUCAAUUAUGCAAUUUUAAUAUGGCAGAUUCAUGUUAUCCUUAUACACCAAAUGUACACAUUUCAGUGAAAUAAAUUGUUGUAGAAA
Messenger RNA from Schistocerca nitens (vagrant locust), 9100 nucleotides. RefSeq lists its product as uncharacterized. The transcript has 3 exons. The record is from RefSeq and is a predicted model, not a curated record. Bases 1 to 4995 code for a protein of 1664 amino acids. NCBI's taxonomy places the organism in Eukaryota, Metazoa, Arthropoda, Insecta, Orthoptera, Acrididae.